ACACACCGUUAUCUCUCUCACGAAAUUAACUAAAAGUCUAUUUUGGUGAUAAAAUCGAAUACCCAAAUAGUAGACAAAUUUUAAUGGCGUAUUUACCGAUUGCUAAUAUAAUAAUGCAACAAUAAAGUAACGCAAGCAUAGAUUUGUUACUCUGAAAAACGCCCCCACUGCUGCUUGUGUUGCCCGUGCGGCAUAGAAAGGAGAAAGAGCCAAAGGUGGGCAGAACGGAAGAAGAAGCAAUCAAGUGGCAACAACGACGACAACAAAGCAGCGCCACAGGAAAAUGCAAAAAGUUAAUUAGUGUGAACAAAAUCACCGCUCUCUGGGUGGUCAGCCGCGAAUUGUGUGUGCACGUGUGUGUGCGUGUGUGUGUGUGUGAGGCUGUGUUUCAAGUCAGUGGGUGGUGGGUGCUGAGUGGAUGACAUGGAGUUCGCUGAUCUAAUAAAAACACCCAAAUUAGAUGGGGUCUUCCUGCAUGUGAAUGCAGCAGCAACAUCAUCAGCAACAACAACAGCAGCGAAUGCAACAGUUGAGGGCACCCUGUGCAUAACGGGACACCAUUUGCUGCUCAGCGCACGCCAGGAGAACACACAGGAGCUAUGGCUGCUGCACAAGAACAUCGAUUGCGUCGAGAAAAGACCGAGCAUGGGCCAGAACAUUGUGAUGGGUGGCCUGAUAACGCUGAGGUGCAAGGAUCUGCGCAUUAUAUCGCUGGAGAUUAAGUAUGCCAAAGACUUUUUCAAUGUGGCCGCAUCGCUGGAGGCGCUCAGUCAAAUCCAGAAUGCCGAGCUGGACUAUCCGUUCUUCUACAGGCCCAUGUAUUCCAUACUGGAGGAUGGCUACACCAUGUUCAGGCCGGAGUUGGAAUUUGCCCAGCUUAUCAGUGGACUGAGCAUGGGCGGCGCCUCGUCGCCGAAUGUGGCAAAUAUCACAAUAUGCACGCCCUCAACAUCGACGCCCAUACCACAUCCGCUGCAGAAUGGCUUUGCGCUGGACGCCGUGGCUGCAUUGGGGAGCAGCGGGGGUGGGAGUGGGUGCGGAAGCGGAAGUUGUGUGUCCGCCUGCGAGUGGCGCGUCAGCCACGUCAACAAAGACUUUGGCGUCUGUGCCACAUAUGGCGCCACACUGAUUGUACCUAAAGCAAUUAGCGACGAACAAAUCGCACUCUCCGCCGCAUUCCGCGAUGGCGGACGCUUUCCCGUGCUCAGCUACCGGCAUGAGAAUGGCGCAACGCUGAUGCGCAGCGCCCAACCACUGUCCAUACAAGGCAUCAAGCGGUGUCGGGCCGACGAGGCCAUACUCAAUUUGGUGCUGGGACGCAGCAAAAAGGGUUUCAUUGUGGACACGUGGGGCAAGGGCAAGUCCAACACUGAGACAGAUUUGCACUACUCACAGUGGAAGAAGGUGAAUCGGGCCAUUGGCAAUGUCAGUUCGCCUGCCUCCAUUUUGGAUAGCUUUGCCAAACUGAUCGAGGCCUGCAAUGACAUUGGCUGCAGCACGGACAAAUGGCUCUCGCGGCUGGAGAACAGCGGCUGGCUCAGCUUGGUGCUCAAUUCUUUGAAUGCAUCCUGCGUGGUCGCCCAGUGUCUGGAUCAGGAGGGCAGCCCAGUGCUGGUGCACGGUGCCAAGGGUCUGGACUCGACGCUGAUUGUCACAUCGCUAGUGCAGAUCAUUCUCAAUCCAGAUUGCCGCACUGUACGCGGUUUGCAAGCCUUGAUUGAGCGCGAAUGGAUACAGGCGGGUCAUCCGUUUGCCUCACGGCAUCGGUAUUCCUGCUACACGCCGCAGCAGAUGCGCAACAAGAACUCGGGCGCCACCUUUGUGCUGUUCUUGGACUGCAUCUUUCAGCUGCACACGCAGUUUCCGUGCAGUUUCGAGUUUAGCACACAGCUGCUGAUAUUGCUGUUCGAGCACAGCUACUUCUCGCAAUAUGGCACCUUCCUCUGCGACUCGGAACGGGAGCGAAAUGAGCUUCAGGUGCACACCAGGACAACGAGCCUCUGGUCGUACCUAAAUCGACCUGAUGUCCUGCAGACCUUGCUAAAUCCGCUGUAUGAGCCAAAUGCCAGUGUCAUCUGGCCCUCGGUGGCGCCCAUUAGCUUGGAAUUGUGGAGUGAACUCUAUUUGCGUUGGAUGAUUGAUCAACAGAAUUUGUCAACGACGAUGGCACAAAUACAGGAGCUGGUCACAUGCGAAAAGGAGCUGAGAACUCAGGCUCUCAAGUUGCGCAAACAGGCUGUGGAGUUAAGUCAGGAAGUGAUGGCGCUAAUGAACGAUAAGGAUAAUGCAUGAGUUGAUGCUCUGCGUGUCUCUCUCUCUAUUAACAUAUAUAUACAAUAUAUACACUUAUUUUUGAUACUUUCUGGUAGCCAUUUUAAAUCAAUCAAUUAUAUAAGCAAAUCUUAUUUUGUAAAAAAAAAAAAUGUUAAACACUAACGAAUAAGUCCCUACAAGUUCCAUUUAUAAAUGUUGCUGAAUAGAAAAGAUAAUGAACAAAAAACACACAGACACAGAUAUGUAGAAAGAUCUGCUUUUGGAUCAGAACAGAUUCUCAAUAUUUUUGACAGUGUCCAUUUAACUUGUAUGAAUUCUAUAUAGAAAUGAAAUGAAUGUUUUAAACUGAUGCUCUCUAUUUGUAUUUUGUAAAGCGAUCUCUCACACUCUCAAUGUACUGGAACGGAGCUCUCUUAUAAUAACACAAUGCACAUCAAAUGUUUAACAAUUUGAGUCAAUUUUUGACGCAUUUACUUGUAUUGAAUUUUUAGUGAAAUAAGUCUUAAAAUCUACUAUUUAGUACUUAAUAAUGAUGAUGAUGCAAGCCGUUAAGCCACAGAUCAAAUUUAGCAUUGUAAUAUUCAAAGAUUUGCCUUUUUCGAAGCGUUGGUAUUUUGUACAUUUUGAUUGAAUCGCAUAAAUUUUAUUGCUUAGAAAGCGUUUAUAAAAUCGAAUCGAUAAAAAUACAAAGAAAUAACAAAUGAAUUAAGCCGUUGCUCUAUAAAUGUCCAACUAUGUAUGUAUUAAUAUAAAUGUGUUUUAGAUAGUAUGCUAUAUGCAGCAUUAUUGUAUAUUUGUUUCGAAUUGUGAUCGUAUUUGAAAUCAUUGAAAUCCUUAUGUAAUUUAUAUGCAUAUUUAUAUAUGCAUUUCAAUUGUGCGUAUUUGUGUGUAAUAUGCUAACUAACCAAUAAGUGCAAUAAAUAUGUAUUAUUUUGCAA
This is a messenger RNA of Drosophila grimshawi, 3212 nucleotides long. Its product is annotated as myotubularin-related protein 9. Lineage: Eukaryota; Metazoa; Arthropoda; Insecta; Diptera; Drosophilidae. The transcript is spliced from 7 exons. Gene Ontology annotation, biological process: negative regulation of autophagy. Bases 424 to 2292 code for a protein of 622 amino acids. The record is from RefSeq and is a predicted model, not a curated record.